This is a messenger RNA of Neogale vison (American mink), 1017 nucleotides long. It is a transcript of the gene TLX3, whose product is annotated as T cell leukemia homeobox 3. The coding region runs from base 1 to 1017 and encodes 338 amino acids. Lineage: Eukaryota; Metazoa; Chordata; Mammalia; Carnivora; Mustelidae. The transcript is spliced from 3 exons. The record is from RefSeq and is a predicted model, not a curated record. Gene Ontology annotation, biological process: regulation of transcription by RNA polymerase II; animal organ development. Gene Ontology annotation, cellular component: nucleus. Gene Ontology annotation, molecular function: RNA polymerase II cis-regulatory region sequence-specific DNA binding; DNA-binding transcription factor activity, RNA polymerase II-specific.
AUGACACAGAGCCUGUCGGGCCCGCGCACUCUUGGCAAAGUUUCAGUGCAACGAGAGGCGCCGGGCGCUCCAUGGCCGCGCCGUAACACGGACCCAGCCGCCUCCCCGCCCAGCCCAGCCCAGCCCUUCCGCCCGCCCAGGAUGGAGGCGCCCGCCAGCGCGCAGACCCCGCACCCGCACGAGCCCAUCAGCUUCGGCAUCGACCAGAUCCUCAACAGCCCGGACCAGGACAGCGCACCAGCCCCGCGGGGCCCCGACGGCGCCAGCUACCUGGGAGGGCCCCCCGGGGGCCGUCCGGGCGCCACGUACCCGUCUCUACCCGCCUCCUUUGCCGGCCUCGGCGCGCCCUUCGAGGACCCGGGAUCUUACAGUGUCAACCUGAGCCUGGCGCCCGCCGGCGUUAUCCGAGUGCCAGCGCACAGGCCGCUGCCCGGGGCCGUGCCACCGCCUCUGCCUAGCGCGCUGCCCGCCAUGCCCUCCGUGCCCACGGUCUCCAGCCUGGGCGGCCUCAAUUUCCCCUGGAUGGAGAGCAGCCGCCGCUUCGUGAAAGACCGCUUCACAGCUGCGGCGGCGCUCACGCCCUUCACCGUGACCCGGCGCAUCGGCCACCCCUACCAGAACAGGACGCCGCCCAAGCGUAAGAAGCCGCGCACGUCCUUUUCUCGGGUGCAGAUCUGCGAGCUGGAAAAGCGUUUCCACCGCCAGAAGUACCUGGCCUCGGCCGAGAGGGCGGCGCUCGCCAAGUCCCUCAAAAUGACGGACGCGCAGGUCAAGACCUGGUUUCAAAACCGGAGGACCAAGUGGCGGCGGCAGACGGCGGAGGAGCGGGAGGCGGAGCGGCAGCAGGCGAGCCGGCUCAUGCUGCAGCUGCAACACGACGCCUUCCAAAAGAGCCUCAACGAUUCCAUCCAGCCCGACCCUCUCUGUCUGCACAACUCGUCGCUCUUUGCUCUGCAGAAUCUGCAGCCCUGGGAGGAGGACAGCUCCAAGGUCCCCGCCGUCACCUCUCUGGUGUGA